Propithecus coquereli (Coquerel's sifaka) is the source of this 1451-nucleotide messenger RNA. It is a transcript of the gene L2HGDH, whose product is annotated as L-2-hydroxyglutarate dehydrogenase. The record is from RefSeq and is a predicted model, not a curated record. The transcript has 10 exons. The coding region runs from base 1 to 1380 and encodes 459 amino acids. Lineage: Eukaryota; Metazoa; Chordata; Mammalia; Primates; Indriidae. Gene Ontology annotation, molecular function: (S)-2-hydroxyglutarate dehydrogenase activity; (S)-2-hydroxy-acid oxidase activity.
AUGGUGCCGGCGCUGCGUUACCUGGGUAGUGCCCGCGGACGGGCGCGCGGGGGGUUCCCCGGGGCGUGCGGGCCGGCGUCGGGGAGGCUUUGGUCGCUGUGUGGGGGUGGCCGCAGCGCCAGCACCAGCUCAUUUGACAUAGUCAUUGUUGGUGGUGGAAUUGUGGGGCUUGCCUCUGCCAGAUCACUCAUCCUGCGACAUCCAGCACUUUCAAUUGGUGUUCUGGAAAAGGAGAAAGAUUUAGCUAUUCACCAGACUGGACAUAACAGUGGUGUCAUACAUAGUGGAAUUUAUUAUAAACCUGAAUCCCUGAAAGCUAAAUUAUGUGUACAAGGUGCAGCCCUCAUCUAUGAGUACUGUAACCAAAAGGGAAUUUCCUACAAGCAAUGUGGCAAGCUUAUUGUAGCUGUUGAACAAGAAGAAAUUCCCAGACUUCAGGCCUUAUAUGAGAGAGGCCUGCAGAAUGGUGUCCGGGGCCUGAGGCUGAUCCAGCAGGAAGAUAUAAAAAAGAAGGAGCCAUAUUGUAGGGGUCUAAUGGCUAUUGAUUGUCCAUAUACUGGCAUUGUGGACUAUCGGCAGGUGGCUUUGUCGUUUGCCCAGGAUUUCCAAGAAGCAGGUGGCUCUGUCUUGACCAGUUUUGAAGUAAAAGAUAUUGAAAUGGCUAAAGAAAGCCCUUCUAGAAGUAAAGAUGGAAUGAAAUACCCGAUUGUUAUAAAGAAUACAAAGGGAGAGGAAAUUCGAUGUCAGUAUGUUGUGACAUGUGCAGGACUUUACUCAGACCGAAUUUCAGAGUUGAGUGGCUGCAGUCCUGAUCCUCAGAUUGUACCAUUCCGGGGAGAUUACCUGCUCUUAAAGCCAGAAAAAUGCUAUCUUGUAAAAGGAAAUAUUUAUCCGGUCCCAGAUAGCCGGUUUCCUUUCCUAGGAGUUCACUUCACACCAAGGAUGGAUGGCAAUAUUUGGCUAGGGCCUAAUGCAGUUCUUGCCUUUAAGCGGGAGGGUUACAGACCCUUUGACUUCAAUGCCAGAGAUGUUAUGGAUAUAAUUAUAAAUAGUGGCUUAAUUAAACUGGUGUCCCAGAAUUUCUCCUAUGGAGUUAAUGAAAUGUAUAAAGCCUGUUUUCUUGGUGCAACAGUGAAGUACCUUCAAAAGUUCAUCCCUGAAAUCACUAUCAGUGAUAUACUUAGAGGUCCAGCGGGAGUAAGAGCCCAAGCUCUGGACAGAGAUGGAAAUCUGGUAGAAGAUUUUGUAUUUGAUGGAGGAGUUGGGGAUAUCGGAAAUCGCAUUCUUCAUGUGAGAAAUGCGCCUUCCCCUGCUGCCACUUCUUCCAUUGCAAUUUCUGAAAUGAUUGUGGAUGAAGUACAACAAAGAUUUGAAUUGUAAAUAAUGAAAGGAGCUAGGUAUGCAUUGUAAUCUUCAUGUCAGCAACAAGAAUGUACUAAUUGCGUUCUUUA